This is a messenger RNA of Dryobates pubescens (Downy woodpecker), 2978 nucleotides long. RefSeq names its product ADP ribosylation factor like GTPase 5A (gene ARL5A). Gene Ontology annotation, cellular component: trans-Golgi network; cytoplasm. Gene Ontology annotation, biological process: vesicle-mediated transport; protein localization to Golgi membrane; intracellular protein transport. Lineage: Eukaryota; Metazoa; Chordata; Aves; Piciformes; Picidae. Gene Ontology annotation, molecular function: GTP binding; GTPase activity. The record is from RefSeq and is a predicted model, not a curated record. The transcript has 6 exons. Bases 160 to 699 code for a protein of 179 amino acids.
GCGGCGAUGUCCCAGCUCGAGCAGGCCUGGCGGGGCCCUAACCCGUCUUUUCACCGGCAAAGCGGGCGCCGGGCCGGGCCCUGAAGCCGCCCGCCGCCCCGGGAAGACUGGAUAACCCCCCGAGGGAACCGGCGAGGCCCGGAGCUGCCCCGGCUGAGGAUGGGGAUCCUCUUCACCAGGAUAUGGAGGCUAUUCAACCAUCAGGAGCACAAAGUAAUCAUUGUUGGGCUGGACAAUGCAGGCAAAACCACCAUUCUCUAUCAAUUCUCCAUGAACGAGGUGGUGCACACCUCGCCCACCAUCGGCAGCAACGUGGAGGAGAUCGUGGUGAACAACACGCGCUUCCUCAUGUGGGACAUCGGCGGCCAGGAGUCCCUGCGCUCCUCCUGGAACACCUACUACACCAACACCGAGUUUGUGAUAGUUGUUGUGGACAGCACAGACAGAGAGAGAAUUUCUGUGACUAAAGAAGAGCUCUAUAAAAUGUUAGCACAUGAGGACUUAAAAAAAGCAGGUUUGCUGAUCUUUGCUAACAAGCAAGAUGUCAAAGAGUGUAUGACAGUAGCUGAAAUCUCUCAGUUCCUGAAGCUGACUUCAAUUAAGGAUCACCAGUGGCACAUUCAGGCAUGCUGUGCUCUAACUGGAGAGGGACUGUGCCAAGGACUCGAAUGGAUGAUGUCAAGACUUAAGAUCAGAUGAUUUUUAAUGACCUCUUUGCACAGACCUUGCUUCAGAAGAGCUGUCCCCGUGGUUACCUUCCCAGUGGCAGAAUUAAUGGGUUAGGUGUAUUUAUACCAAACUGAUUGCAACUUUAUUUUCUACAUUAGAUGCACACACACACACACACAUACCUGUAUAUACAUUAAGACCAUGCAGCAAAAAGCAAGCUGCAGCUGAUGGCUCCAGUUUGGCUUUCCUCUUUUCUUUUUCCUCUGAGGAUGAGUUUAAAAGCUGUGAUCAACCUUCUUGUCAAGAGACAACCACUCGGAACAGUCUGGUGGUGAAGAUGGAGAGGAAGGAGCUUUGACUUGAGUUCUGCUAUUCCAGUGUAGCCCUCCCUAGGUGAAGAUCUUGGCUUCAUUACUCCAGUAAAUUAGAGAGCAAAUUGAUGGCUUAGAUACCCACCAACCUGCCAGUAUUUUUAAGGUUCCUGAUGUUACAAAUGCAGAACUCUUUCCCUGUCUGUGUACUGUACAUAUUUGUGUAUAUUUAUACCUCAAUUUUAGGCUAACUGCAAUCUGUUCAGACCAGUGUGUGAAGCUGCAUCAGUAUGUUGACAGCAGGACCUCCCAUUUGAGAUGGCCAACGUUGUCACCACCUCUUUCCCUUUGUUACCUGCGUGGCUGGAAGGCUCAUCCAGGCGGGCAGGCGGGUGGCUCACCACGGCUUGAUAAAGCAAACUCUCUCUUAAGACCAGUGCUGCUUUCUCCCAGGAUUUCUCCAUUAGGAUGCCAUGAUGGAUUUGGGGUGCAUGGAUUGAGCUGCAAAUUGCAGUGUUGGCAAAGGAUCCAGAUGUAUCAAAGCAGCUGAAAAUGAGAUGGAUUUCCUUUGGAUUAGGUGACUCCAGGUGAUUCGUGUGGUGUCACGCUCUCCCGUGGUACUGCUCUGCUGGGUUCUGCAGUACUGUUCAGUUAUGAUUCAAGGCUAGGACCUCAGAAAGGGAAAAAGAUCAUCUCUCUGUUGUUUUUCCUUUUUCUUAACCAAAGAAGAGGCACAAAAAUAUGUUCAGAGUCCCACUGGAACCUUACAGACGAAAUCAUACUCUGCAUUAAGUGUUUGGGGGUUUUUUUCAGAGGAGGGCACACUUUGAUAGCAUAAAAUGUCUCUAUUUAUAUCUGUAUGCAAUGGAUGGAACUGGGAUGGGGAACAAACAGAUCACACUACUUGAAAAGCCAUCAGUCAGCCCUUGAUGGUGUUCCCACAGCAGUUCCAGGGCAGUCCUUCUUGAAAAGAGAAUUCCCUUGCGUGGUCCCCAGGUGAGUUAGGAGUGUCAGAACACUACAUGAUUAUCUGCUCUUGCUGUAGCACCUGAGGGGAUGGAGGUCUGCAGCAGCUCUCCACAAUGCCCCUUUUGGAGGACACAGGUUUGGCAGUACCCAGAGUGCCCCUUUUGGAGGACACAGGGGUGGCACUGGAGUGUCUAGAGUGCCUGUUUUGGAGGACAGAGGUUUGGCAGUAUCCAGAGUGCCUGCUUUGGAAGACACAGGGGUGGCACUGGAGUGUCUGGAGUGCCUGUUUUGGAGGACACAGGUUUGGCAGUAUCCAGAGUGCCUGCUUUGGAGGACACAGGGAUGGCAGAGCAUCCAGAGUGCCCCUUUGGGAGGACACAGGGGUGGCAGAUGGAUGCUCUGAGGCGUGGGCAGUGCUGUGGAAGUGUGUGUAGCCUUAAUCCCAGGCUUUAUUAUGUUGGGGACGGAUAUUUGGGGAGCAAAAUGAAAUAAGUCCCUGUUUCAAAUGUCCCCCCCUUUUGUAGCUGAUACAUCUGGAAAAGGCUCUCUUUUUCUUUUUUUUCCUUUCCUUUUUUUUAAAGAAAAAGCUUAGUUUGAACUUUUUAAGGUGCUUCUCUUUGGGAUAAUCUAAUCAGCACCCCCUGCCUUCCCCUCUGCCUGCUUCACGUCGUGAACCUGUGGGGAGAAGAAAGGGAGGCAGCCUCAAAAGUCUGUGUUUAACAAAGGCAGGUAAAGCAUUUUACCUUUUUAAUCUCUUUUUUUCUGGUCUCUCUGAUGCUGACUGGCUGGGGAAUCUGCUGUCUCUGUUCUGCAUUUUAACAUGGACAUGCAUAUACUUAGGGUGCAUGCACAUAGGUCUUGGUAUUUAACUGGUGUAUUGCAAACUGUAUCCACGUUCCAAGAAAUAACAAUGGACUGCAAAGAACUCUUCUCAGUUUGUCUGCAGGAAAUGAGCUCUCUGCACACCCUUGCCUACAAGAUGGAAUUGUACCUUUUCUAGUCCUAAAAAGAAAAACCCAACAACAAUAA